This is a messenger RNA of Paraglomus occultum, 2112 nucleotides long. The record is from the annotation of a GenBank genome assembly. Lineage: Eukaryota; Fungi; Glomeromycota; Glomeromycetes; Paraglomerales; Paraglomeraceae.
AUGUCAGAAAAGAUACGACAAGUUUUUCGCAGUUGCAAAGCAGCGAAUCGACCAGCAUUCGUUGGCUUCGUCACAGCGGGAUAUCCUGAACCAGAUGAAACUGUAGACAUAUUAUUAGAAUUAGAAAAAGGAGGAGCUGAUAUAAUUGAACUUGGAAUCCCAUUUACAGAUCCGUUAGCCGAUGGACCGACAAUCCAAGAGAGCAACAAUGUUGCCUUACAACAUAACAUUGAUAUUUCAAAAUGCUUCUCUCUCGUCUCAGAAGCGCGUAGUCGAGGCCUCAAAGCCCCUAUACUGUUUAUGGGGUACUACAAUCCAAUAUUAAGCUACGGGGAAGAGAGAAUAGUUGAGGAUUGUAAAAAAAUAGGAGUUAACGGGUUUAUUUGUGUUGAUUUGCCGCCCGAGGAAUCUUACAAGUUUCGAGAAUUAUGCAUACAGAACAGCCUCAGUUACGUUCCUCUAAUCGCCCCGUCAACACCGGACGCUCGCAUCAAACAUUUGUCUAAUAUUGCUGAUACCUUCAUAUAUGUCGUUUCCCGUAUGGGUAUCACCGGCACACGCACAACCAUAAAUUCCGAGUUACCAAACCUUGUUAGACGUAUAAGAAAGUACACUAGUCUGCCACUCGCAGUCGGAUUUGGCGUAUCGACAAGAGAGCAUUUCCAAUUAGUUGGAUCUUACGUAGAUGGGGUUGUCAUCGGUAGUAAAAUUGUCCAAGUUUUGAAGGGGGCCGAGAAGGGAAAACGCGGUGAAGCGAUAAGGAAAUAUGCGGAAGAAGUUUCUGGUCACGUUUCGAAUGAUGAUAACGCGGCAGAGUUUGUGAUUGACAGUAAUUCGACAAAUACUCAUCCCAUUAAUGAUGAUGGUCAUUGCGAGUAUGACAUGCAUACAUUGAAAGCACGAUUUGGAGAAUGGGGUGGGCAAUACGUCCCCGAAGCUUUGGUCGAUUGUUUAGUAGAAUUGGAAAAAGCUUUUAUCACGGCUAAAGAUGAUCCUUCGUUCUGGAAAGAAUUUGAAAGCUAUUAUGAUUAUAUUGGCCGACCUUCGCAAUUGCAAUUGGCAUCACGACUGACAGAAUUUGCUGGCGGUGCUAGAAUCUGGUUAAAGCGGGAAGAUCUGAAUCAUACCGGAUCACACAAGAUUAACAAUGCCAUUGGGCAGGUUCUUUUGGCAAAACGUAUUGGCAAAAAACGUAUUAUUGCUGAGACGGGUGCCGGACAACAUGGUGUUGCGACUGCAACAGUGUGUGCCAAGUUUGGUCUUGAUUGUGUCGUGUACAUGGGUAGUGAAGACGUACGGCGACAAGCAUUGAAUGUGUUUAGGAUGCGUCUUCUAGGUGCUACAGUAAUUCCUGUUGAUUCAGGCAGCAAAACCUUAAAGGAUGCAAUAAACGAAGCUAUGCGUGACUGGGUAACUAACGUGCACAACACUCACUAUCUUGUUGGAUCAGCUAUUGGACCACAUCCAUUCCCAAGGAUAGUACGCGAAUUCCAAUCUGUUAUCGGUAAAGAGGCACGUGCACAGAUGUUAGAAAAAGCGGGGAAAUUGCCUGACGUAAUAAUUGCCUGUGUUGGAGGUGGUAGCAACUCUAUUGGAUUGUUUCAUCCUUUCAUUGAAGAUAGAAAUGUGAAAAUCAUUGGUGUUGAGGCUGGUGGUGAUGGAAUUGAUACUGGGCUCCAUUCAGCAACAUUGACAGUUGGAACUCCAGGGGUGUUACACGGCACUCGUACAUAUUUACUUCAAGAUGCUAACGGACAGAUUCAGCCGACUCACAGUAUUAGUGCUGGUUUGGAUUAUCCCGGGGUGGGUCCUGAGCAUGCAUGGCUAAAGGACAGCGGGCGUGCUCAAUAUGUGGCUGUUACCGAUGCAGAGUCACUCAUCGGAUUCAGACAGUUGGCUGAGUAUGAAGGAAUUAUUCCAGCGCUUGAGACAAGCCAUGCAGUCUAUCAAACCAUUCAACUUGCAAAGACGCUGUCACCAGAUGAAGACAUUCUCCUAUGUGUUAGCGGACGUGGUGAUAAAGACGUUGUAUCUGUUGCUGAUGCGCUGCCCAAAUAUGGCCCCAAGAUUGGGUGGGAUUUGAGAUUUGAUGAGAUGAACGAUACUCAAUAA